Molecule: messenger RNA, 698 nt
Organism: Drosophila kikkawai
Lineage: Eukaryota; Metazoa; Arthropoda; Insecta; Diptera; Drosophilidae
Gene: ghi
Product: ghiberti
Source: RefSeq, a predicted model, not a curated record
ACACCAGGUCAACAUUAAGUUAGCACAAACUUAGUGGGAUUAAUUACAAAUUAAACGCGCUCCGCCCCGGCCCCCAUUGUUUCCCUAUUUUACGGUUUUAGGCAAUUCGUUAGCCGCCAUGCUCGACAACCUCGUGGAAAUCGCCAGCUACUGGUGGUUCCGAUACCUCAUGGUCACCGAGCUGUACAUGGUGGAGAAGUGGGAGCGCGUAACGAUACACGUCAUAUUCAUGGUGCUGUUCUGUGUGUUCUGGUACUUCAACUACUCCGUCCUGCUCUCCCUGGCCGGUCUGAUCUCGCCCGGUGCGGCCAUGGCGGAUAUCUUGCCCGAGAUGUCAGUGGCUUCGGGUCUCAAGGUCACCUAAGCGCUCUGGCCGCUUUUCCAGUAUCCAAAACAACAAAAUAUCCGAGCACCGGGGCGCUGCCUCUCGGCAAAACUUUAUCUAAUCCACAUCCGCACGCGUUUACACAAGCAAUCAAUGAAUGGUCUGGGAGGUGGAGGUGGCACCUGGUACUGGCGACGAACGACACAUGUUCAACGACGAUCGAUCUAAUCGUCAAAUGAUCCGAAUCUGAAGUGGACAACAGCCGGGAAGUGUCCACCACUAGCUAGCGACGCCCUGCCGCACCGUUUAACGUAGUUAUCUCUAGCCGUAGUUACAAGUUUAAUGUCCGUAAAUAAAGCAAACGCUUACACAA